UUACUGAAGCGAAGCUCGUCGAUUGUUGUACAAAAAUGUCGCAGGAACUCUCCGGUGUAACCAUAGUGAUAUUCAUAGCAGCAGGCGUUUUGACGAUAUUAUUACUAUUCAUUUUCGCAAAACGUCAAAUCAUGAGGUUCGCCCUGAGAUCCCGUCGAGGUCCUCAUAUUCCUAUAGGACACGAUGCGAAAAAGUCUUUAAAGAAGGAAAUAGAAAGGAGAAUAGAGGUAAUACCUAGAAUCCAGUACGAACCACAACUCAUCAGUGAUCCUAGAUAUAUUCUGACUUCAGGAGGUCAAGCUCCACCACAUUAUUACAGACUGAAAGCAGUUGACGAUGUAAAAAGUUUAGAGUCAGAGAUUACAAAGUACGACAGCUGUCUGAAAAGACAUCCUUCUGAAAAUCUCAGAGCGUAUCUACUCACCACACUUGCCACACCGUUAAAUGGAAGUGGCCAGCGUUUAAUUCACCAGUUCUGUGAUCUCUAUGAGCAUGCAAGACAUGAUCCUACUGAAUUUGGUGACGAAGAAUACCAAGUAUACACACGUUUGUUCCUCAAGUUAAUGGAUGCGGCACGUUUGUUAAAGUCGUACCCGAACAGCAGGAAGUCCAGUCCUAGUCGUACACCAAUCAAGAAGAGCAUCGAGACAAAAAGAAAUAUCCUGGAGCCUAGGAUGCGUCCACCUGAGGAACAGAUCCUGACUGGUUCGAGACCCAACACUUUAACAGUAAUGACGUUAGACAACAGCGAGACAUCCGUGUAGCAUUAUGAGUGUCGUCACAUGUAACAUAUGUGACGAGAAAAUUGUAGAUAGGUAUGACACAUAUUGAGGUAAUACGUAUGGAAACUAUGUGUGAAGAAUGAUGAAAAAUAGUUUAGCUAGGGAUCGUUAUAUAAUAUGCAUUUUCACUUUUACAACAAGCGCACCUGUGCUCGCUACUUUAUUCAAUAUGAGUAUUAUCGUACAUAACAUAUAUUUUAUAGAGAAAAUGAACGAAUACGAGUUUCUUCCGAUUUCUUGAAAAUUUAUAUUUAUAUUAUGUUAUAUCUAUACAAAUCGGAGAGCCUUAUAAAGUAGCGUUUUCGUAUUCUUUACAUCGACAUUGCGCUUGUAAAAUAUUUUAAAAAGUACUGAUGUAUAUAAACAAAAGAGCACAGUAAUUAUCGAAUUAAGAAGUUAUUAGUAGAUUUUUUAAAACAUUAUUUUAUCGUCUUUAUGUACUUGGCGUCGCGACGCUACCGCGUCGCUUGAUUAUCGCUUGUGAUUCUCUGUAUGGUAACAACUAAGCCGGUAAUUACUAAUCGCGAUUAACUGAAAUUUUCUUCUUCUCUUCCGUGUGAUUGACUCUUAGUCCAAUAUAGCAUACAUAUAUAUACGCUCGAUCGCAUAAAUCUACAUAUCUUUAACGCAAAAUUCAGGAAAACAUUCAAACCAACAGAAAGAUAGAAAGUUUUCACGUUUUUUGAAUGUUUAUCUUUUGACUGUGACGGUUGGGUUAUCUUUUUCUACACGUUAUAUAUUGUUGAAAAAUAUAAUACAUAAUAUAUUGAACAUAGAAAAAUUUAUAACAAUUAAACGAAUUGAGCAUUAAUUAACACAAUAAGGAUAUACGGACCUAAGUGUAUAUAUAUGCCUAUCAAGGCUUGAUAUAAUUAUUAUUUUGUUAGUGAUUAAUAGAAGAACGUAGAUGUUUGAUUAGGGGAUGUCGGAUAUGUCCAUAAUUUUCCAUUGCAGUUCUAUCUAGGAGGAUUUAAUAUUCUUAAUCGAGUACAAGGCUGAAUAAUGCGAAAAAAAAGAAGUUAAUUCACUGAACGUAUAAUCUUCCCUUUUUUUUAUACAAAAAUAUCUCUUGUAAAUACAUUUAGUUAUACAUAUGUAUAGUUAUGUUGGGAUGCAAGUUUUAAUGGACAGAUAAUUUGUCCAUUGUAAGAUAUAGUCUUUUUCAUGCCUUAAUAAGAUUAACGCGCUUUGAAACGCAAGUCUAUACACAUCAGGUACGGAACUGAUCCUCAUGUGAUUCAGCCAAUUCAUGAUCUAAAAAAAGAAUUAAUACAAUUAACAAUCUGUACUUAUGUUGAUGGAUGUGUAUCGUUAGUUUCGCAACGAAGACAAAACUUCUUCGCAAUUUCAAUUUUACGACAUGAUUACAUUUUUAGUUGUUAAGAACAUGUGAGAUUAAGUAUAAGUAGCUUUGUAAAAAAAAAAAAAAAUAUAUAUAUAUAUAUAAGAUAUUUUUAGUUGAACAAAA
Molecule: messenger RNA, 2250 nt
Organism: Odontomachus brunneus
Lineage: Eukaryota; Metazoa; Arthropoda; Insecta; Hymenoptera; Formicidae
Exons: 4
Coding region: 36-764 (242 amino acids)
Source: RefSeq, a predicted model, not a curated record